UGGCCAUUGAGUUGUGUGGCGAAUAUGUCUUUUUUAAAACGUUUACAGACGACCCUACUUUCAAAUAGAAAGACUGUUACCAAGAAUGGUGCCAAUUAUGAUGUAAAACAUGUUCGCGUCUAUCGUUGGGACCCCGAGAAGGGAGAGGAACCUAAGCUAGUGACUUAUCCCAUUCCUCUAAAGGAGUGUGGUCCUAUGGUUUUAGAUGCUUUGUUCAAAAUAAAGAACGAAGUGGACUCGACUUUUGUAUUUAGGAGGUCCUGUAGAGAGGGAAUAUGUGGGAGUUGUGCAAUGAAUAUCGAUGGAAAGAAUCGUCUUGCUUGUUUGACUCCCUUAGCUGGACCCAAACAGACCGUGACGGUGUAUCCCUUACCUUAUAUGUAUGUUAUUAAGGACUUGAUUGUGGAUUUGUCCAACUUUUACGCUCAACAUCGUGCAGUUAAGCCAUGGUUAAUUCGUUCUACUCCUCCAGGUGGUAAAGAAGGUCUGCAAUCCAAGGAAAGUAGAUUGAAGUUGGAUGGCCUUUAUGAAUGCAUUUUAUGUGCGUCUUGCUCCACUUCAUGCCCCAGUUAUUGGUGGAAUCCUGAAAAGUAUCUUGGUCCAGCCGCCUUGUUGCAAGCUUAUCGGUGGAUAAUUGAUAGUCGUGAUGAAGGAACUAUGGAACGUCUAAAGUUUCUUGACGAUGAUUAUAAAUUAUAUCGUUGUCAUAGUAUUGGAAAUUGUACGCGAACUUGUCCAAAGCACUUGGACCCGCAGGCUGCAAUAUCAAAGAUUAAGGCUCUAGUUGAGUCGAGUCCAAACAAAGUGAUGUCAAUAACAGGUAAAAAAGCAGCCGCUGCUCAUUCCAGUUGAUAAAGAAAAUACCAAAACAUGAA
Molecule: messenger RNA, 875 nt
Organism: Galdieria sulphuraria
Lineage: Eukaryota; Rhodophyta; Bangiophyceae; Galdieriales; Galdieriaceae
Product: succinate dehydrogenase (ubiquinone) iron-sulfur protein
Exons: 1
Coding region: 25-852 (275 amino acids)
Biological process (GO): tricarboxylic acid cycle; aerobic respiration; respiratory electron transport chain
Molecular function (GO): 2 iron, 2 sulfur cluster binding; electron transfer activity
Source: RefSeq, a predicted model, not a curated record